Messenger RNA from Spinacia oleracea (spinach), 953 nucleotides. RefSeq names its product 1-Cys peroxiredoxin. The record is from RefSeq and is a predicted model, not a curated record. Lineage: Eukaryota; Viridiplantae; Streptophyta; Magnoliopsida; Caryophyllales; Amaranthaceae. The transcript has 4 exons. Gene Ontology annotation, molecular function: peroxiredoxin activity. The coding region runs from base 15 to 674 and encodes 219 amino acids. Gene Ontology annotation, biological process: cell redox homeostasis; cellular oxidant detoxification. Gene Ontology annotation, cellular component: cytosol; mitochondrion.
UAUUUGUAAGAAAAAUGCCAGGAAUAACAAUAGGAGAUAAGGUGCCAAACCUUGAAGUGGAGACUACGAAGGGAAAAUUCAAGCUCCAUGAUUAUUUUGCUGAUACCUGGACCAUUCUCUUCUCUCAUCCAGGUGACUUUACACCAGUAUGUACAACAGAAUUAGGAAUGAUGGCUGCUUAUGCUGAUAAUUUCACACAAAAAGGGGCGAAGCUUUUGGGUCUAUCUUGUGACGAUAUUUCCUCUCACAACGAGUGGAUCAAGGACGUUGAAGCCUAUUCUGGAGGACACAAGGUGACGUACCCGAUAAUAGCAGAUCCAAAGAGGGAGAUAAUAAAGCAACUUAAUAUGGUGGACCCUGAUGAGAAAAGCUCCAACGGACAGCCACUUCCUUCUCGUGCUUUACAUAUUGUUGGUCCUGAUAAAAUGGUGAAGCUGAGUUUCCUAUAUCCAGCAACAACAGGGAGGAACAUGGACGAGGUGGUGAGGGUGUUGGAGUCCCUGCAGAAAGCAGCCAAACACAAGGUGGCCACCCCUGUUAAUUGGAAACCCGGUCAAAAAGUGGUGAUAUCUCCAAGUGUCAACAAUGAUCAAGCUAAGGAGAUGUUUCCUCAAGGCUAUGAGAUCGCUGAUCUACCUUCCAAAAAGGACUAUCUCCGCUUCACUAACGUCUAGCCGUAACAUCUAUCCUACCAUAUAUGAAAAUAUAGGUCUAUCAAUAAUGUGCUCAAAUUAAACUACUUCGUAGUUGUCAUCACGAGCAUGCACUGUACUAGUGUACUAUACUCCGAUCCUAUGUUGUUAAUUAUAUUUUGUGUUUUUAUACGGAGUAUAAGCUAAGGUAAGAAAUGUAUUUUGAUCUUAACACAAGGCCGGUUAGUGUCCUUACUUUUGUAAUUAAGGUAAACGUACUGUACUUAAGGUAAGGGAUACUGCGUUCGGAGUUCGCACGUA